UUAGGUAAAGGAAAGUGAGUCGAAGGAAGAGUGGCAAAAAGAAAAACUGCACUCGGAAGUAGCAUAAUCAUGAAAAGACCAUAGAGCUGAAACAGAAAGGAAGUCCAAGAUAAUUCACGUGUCUGGAUAGAGAGCGAAAUGUCCGCUUCCCUGCUAAGAAAGGGACUGGAGCUGCUGGAGACGGCGGGAGUGUCCGACUCCGCCUCUCAAAGACCAGGGACCGCUGCCCGACCCAAUAAUGGGUUGAAAAAGAAGAAAAAGAAGAGUUCAAGGUCCAAAAGAGACAAAGCCACAAUCAAAGGAAGAAUUAUCAAAUCUGCAUUAGAGGAAUAUCAAAAACAUCAAGCAACUGACCACUUUAAGAAGAACAUGCAAUAUAUGUUGGGUACUCAUUUUGUGGCAGACAGUACAAUUACUGAAAAGAUUUUAACCCAAAAUAGAGGGAGAAAAGCUAAAGACCACCCUGUAGAAAAAGUGAAGAAGAAGCCAGAAGGAACUGUCUUCACUGAAGAAGACUUCCAGAGAUUUGAGAGAGAGUAUUUUGGAAGAGCUGGAACAAUCUGACAAAAAAAACCCUCAUUGCUAAAAAUAUCAGCCUCAGUGAGCAAAUGCGUGCCAGUCUUAUUAUGGUUGGGAAGUACGUCUAUUAUAAGGUUACAGUAUUUCUACAUAUGGUCUGCUCGAUUGUUGCACUUGAUAUGGAAUGACGGUUUGUGCCAAGAGUAGAGAAUCCAGAUCUUUGAUGCUGAGUUUGGAUAUAUGACUGUUAAGAUUAUCUUUUGACUCUGCUAGAAAAAAAUAUCUAUCUUGAACCAGACAAAACAGUCUUUUGUCACAUUUGUUAGGAGUAAAUUAAAUUAACAAGUACUUUCUAUAGAUAUGGAAGAGAGAAUUUGGAUUGCAUGUUGCAAUAUCAGAGCUGAAAGAAUAUGCCUUAUUACACAAAGUUACACUUCUGGGUAGUAAUAUGAAACCUUGAUUUAAUUCAUAGCCAAAUAUUUUAGUUCAUUUAUAACAACAUAGAAACAGUUAUUUAUAGGCAUUUGAAGUGCUUCCGCAAGGAUAUCAAUUAUUUUUGCUAUACUUAAGAUGCAAGUAUGUCACUUUUUGUGAUACCUUUUAGGAAAAGGGCACCUCUGCAAUACUCUUUUCUUCUCAAAAUGUAGUAUGUAUAAUUUCCUACCAUAUUGUUAGUUACUUUACAAGUGUUUUUUGAGUUUAUUCAAUGUGUCAUUUGUCAUUUUUUUAAUAAAUGAUUUUUUUUAAUAGAAAUAAGAUGGCCAAUUACACCAGACCGUUCAGGCAAAAAAUUGUUUCUGAAGUACCAGAAAUAAAUAGCCUAAGUAUAUUAUAUCAUUUUUAGAAGCAAGCAGAUAAAAGAAAAAUUAAAAGAAUUUUUUCAAGAACAAGAGUGGGUCAGAGGGAUAAUCAAAUGUUAAACAGUGGUUGGAAAAUUCAUAUUGAUGCAAUAUUUAUAGUAGUAAAAUUAUGCAUUAUUUCAUAACUGCAGUUACUACCUAAGAACAGUAAUUUGUGCAUUUUACUAAAAUCAUGCAAACACACUGAAACAUGGUUUUUUUCAUCCCUUACUCAUUACUUUAAUUGGGUUUGGGAUAAUCUAUUUAAUUUUUUUUUAACUUUUGUAUUAUGUGUUUCUUUUAAUGUUGUACACCGCCCUGAGUCCUUGGGAGAAGUGCGGCAUAUAAAUCUAAUAAACCUAAACCUAAACCUACUAGCAUUAAGCUAAUUAUUAUAUGCAUCAUCCAUUGUAAUUCUUUUUCACUAGUAGGAUGUGGUUAUCAGAGUUUUUUGCAUCACACCUUUAAUAUUUUUACAAAUAAUUCAAGAUGGUGAACAUAUCCACACCUUCCUCCUUCUGUUUUCCCCACAAUAAUUGUGUGUAGUAGUCUGGGCUGCGAGAGAGUGACCAGCCCAAAAUCAUAACUCAGAAUAAAAUCAUGUUUGAAAAUAUUUCUGACUGAAAGUGCACAAUACUUCAGAUUUACAUGGAGUUGGCUACACAGUGGCAUUUGACUUGCAAAACCCAACCCGUUUAGUUAAUUUGUAGUUCAGUGUACUGGAUGAAUCGAGGCAACUAUAUACAUUAAGUAGUUGACAAGGUUACUGUUAACCACGUUAGUAUGUUGAGCAAACAUACUAAUACUUGAAGUUAUAAUCCUGAAAAAAGCUUUAAUAAUGUUUUCUCCUAUUUAUUCUUUUCAAAAGAGAGUAAUUGUGAAAUAAACUUUUCUAAUUUUCAAAUUAUAUAAAGCAAAUAUUUAUUUUAAAAAAUUACAAAGCUUCCCAACUCAGUGACACUGGGUGGCUGAAAUUAUUCUAUUUUGUGGGAAGGAGAAAAACGUUUUCACAUUGUACUAACUGAAUAUGCAUUUUUGUGGUAAAAUUAACCAAUUUUUAUAGGUUUCCCUAAUGUACAAUCCUAAAUUAUCCAGAUAGUUAAAUUAUUCUAUCAUGCUAGGCUACAGUUAUUAGUUUGUAGCUGAGCAUGUGCAUGAAAGAUGCUGGUAUAUUUUAACCAUUAGCCACAAGCAAUGAUUCAUAGGAAGUCUCUCUUUUCCCCUAAAUACUGCCAAUACCUUUUCCCCCCUCCACCCACCCACACCACCUAAAUCAGCUUUGCUAGAAUCAAUUUCAGUUCAUAUUUCAGUUCAUGUUUGGAACAAAAUAGCCCCAGCCUCAAACAUCUGAAAAACAGGCCAGGAGGCGCUGUUUCUCAGUUGCUGCUUAAUACACUGUAAAGGAACUUUAUUUGGAUAUUUUAAUAUUUAACAAAUGUUAUCUACAGUUAGCUUUUUAUUUAAUUUUUUAUAGCUUUUUAUUUAAUUACACAAUUACCUGUAUCUACAAUUAGCUUUAGCAUUUAGUGAUUACUAUGUAGUGAAGCUACUUGUUAAGACAGCUGUAGGAGGAAGUCUGAAUCGUUUGAAAGACUUAAAACAAUCUCCAAUUUAUUGGUACCAAUCAUUUAUACAUUUCAUUUAACAAAUACAAAAUUGCUUAAAUGGUAGUUAAUGUAUGUUGCUCACAAAUUUAUUAAAGUUUACUGUGGUUAGAAUGAA
This is a messenger RNA of Thamnophis elegans (Western terrestrial garter snake), 3080 nucleotides long. RefSeq names its product ribosomal protein S19 binding protein 1 (gene RPS19BP1). The record is from RefSeq and is a predicted model, not a curated record. Gene Ontology annotation, molecular function: enzyme binding. The transcript is spliced from 4 exons. Gene Ontology annotation, cellular component: nucleolus. NCBI's taxonomy places the organism in Eukaryota, Metazoa, Chordata, Lepidosauria, Squamata, Natricidae. The coding region runs from base 139 to 564 and encodes 141 amino acids.